AUGUCUUCAAAGGAGACGUCCUAUCGGCCUGAUGUAGACGGAGGGUUGGAUGAGUUGAGUCCGGCUUCCUCAAAGGCCGAAUUAAGAGCUUCAUCAAUCUCCGUCGCCAACUGGUUCGAGUCCUCGGCGAUUGGUUCGGCCGCUUGUUCUUCUACUUGUUCAGAAUCGGAUGCUUCUAAACCAAUCUGUCUCAAGUUUUUGAAGUUGGGAAAGAUAAGGGCUGUAAGAUGGUUGUCAUCUUUCGGGAUCGGAAUGUUGUCUGCCGUCGAAAAUGUCGUACAGAACAUAGGUGCUAGCAAUAGCGAUGAUGCCUUCUAUAGGUAUAAGAUGCCUAAAAUGAUUACCAAGAUUGAGGGCAGAGGAAAUGGCAUUAAGACAAAUAUUGUCAACAUGGUCGAUGUUGCGAAGGCUUUGGCGAGGCCAGCUUCUUACACAACUAAGUAUUUCGGUUGCGAGCUUGGAGCCCAAUCUAAAUUUGAUGAGAAAACUGGAGUGUCACUUGUUAAUGGUUCACACGACACUGCUAAACUUGCUGGUCUGCUCGAGAAUUUUAUUAAGAAAUAUGUUCAGUGUUAUGGCUGUGGAAAUCCUGAAACAGAGGUCUUAAUUACAAAAAGUCAGAUGGUCCAACUGAGAUGUGCAGCGUGUGGUUUUGUUUCGGAUGUGGAUAUGAGGGACAAACUCACAGCCUUCAUUUUGAAGAAUCCACCUGAACCAAAAAAGGGUUCCAAAGACAAGAAGGCAAGGCGGAGGGCUGAAAAGGAGCGACUGAAAGAAGGUGAGGCUGCUGAUGAAGAGCAGAAGAAGCUGAAGAAAGUGGUGAAGAAGAAGGGGUCUUCCACUUCUAAGGAUGGGCCUGUAAAAGCCAGCUCCAACAAAAAGAAAGCCAGUGGUUCUGAUGAGGAUUGAAGUUCACCAACUUUAAGUCAGGUUGAUGAGAAAGAAGAGACUGACGAUGAUAAUGACAAUGACGUGCAGUGGCAGACCGACACGUCACUGGAGGCAGCCCGCCUACGCAUCAAAGAACAAUUGAGUUCUGUGACAGCUGAUAUGGUUAUGCUUUCCACUAAUGAGCCAGUGAAUAAUAAGUCGAGGGAAACCAAUAGAGCAGGCGAAAGUACAAAAAUAGAGAAUCCCAGUUUCGAGAAUGGAAACUCAAACCAUAAAAAAAUAGUGGAAGAGGCAAAAGCAAAGCUGAAGAAAGGGGCUUCUGCAAAUGAAUUUCAGUCUAUUUUUGGAUCGUUUUCUGGGUCUAGUCAGGAAAUAAUGACUGCUUUGUUUGAGGCACUCUUCGAUGGUGUUGAGAAAGGGUUUGCAAAGGAGGUUACCGACAAGAAAGGGUAUUUGGUUGCUGCUGUUGCUCAGGAUGAUGAUGAAUCACAGUUGCUUUUGCUUCGAGCAAUUGAGGCUUUCUGUUUGAAGCCUAGCUUAGUUGCUCUUAAGGAAGUGGCUCUGGUCCUGAAGGCACUCUAUGAUGCUGAUGUGUUAGAGGAGGAAUACAUUAUAUGGUGGUAUCAGGAAGGUCUGGAUGGUGGAAACAAGGACUCUCAGAUCUGGAAGAAUGUUAGACCAUUUAUUGAUUGGCUCCAGAGUGCUGAGUCUGAAUCUGAAGAUGAAUGAUGUCUUUCAGUUUUGCUUCAUUUGUGGUACUCUGCUUC
Messenger RNA from Camellia sinensis, 1658 nucleotides. The record is from RefSeq and is a predicted model, not a curated record. Lineage: Eukaryota; Viridiplantae; Streptophyta; Magnoliopsida; Ericales; Theaceae.